CACCAACACCACCACCAACACCACACCCAGCAAUGGCGAAAACAAAACCCAGCAGCAAAGACAAAAAAAAGUCCAAGACCCGAUCGCGCGAGAAAUCCCUUCUACACAGCACAGGCGGCCUAUCCAGCAACCCUCACGCCACCCCUUCCGCACCCACACCCGCACCCGCCGAGUCGACCGCGACCCUCCUCGCCGCGGCGACGGCACUGCUGCACACAAACAACGAGCCCGACCAAGCGCUCACGCUUGCAACACAAGCACUGCAGCAAUCCCCGACGUCCCUCUGCGCCCUCGAGCUGCUCGCCGAGAUCCACGUCGAGCUCGGCGACGUAGCCACGGCCUACACGCUGUACACCCGCGCUGCAACCCUUGACCCCAACGGCGCACACGAGUCCGCCGGCGGCUCCGGCCCAGAAAAGUUUCUCUGGCUGGCGCAGCUGUGUCCCGAGGGGGGCGCGGCAGCCGUGCGUUGGUACACGACGGGGGUGGAGGCUUUGCAGCGGCUUGUCGCGCUGCGGGACGGGGGAGUUGUCGGGGGCGCGGCGCAGAAGGAGCUGGUCGAGCGCGGGCUGGAAAGGAAGCUCGUGUCGGCGCUGUGCGGGCUCGCGGAAAUCUACAUGAGCGACCUGUGCAUGGACGCGGACGCUGAGGCGCGCUGCGAGGCGUAUGUAACACAGGCGCUGUUGGCCGUGCCCGAUAGUGCCGAGGCGCUGCAGACCCUUGCCAGUGUCAGGAUCUCGCAGCAGAGAGUGCAGGAUGCUGUUGCGGCAUUGGAGCGCGCGGUGGGAGCGUGGAAGGAGCUGGAAGCGGAGAGCCCGGAGAUGCCGAGUUAUGCGGCUAGGAUAUCUCAGGCGAGAUUGCUCAUCGAGACCGAGCAGUAUGAGACCGCUGUGGAAGUCCUGGAGAGACUGCAGGCCGAGGAUGAUCAGUUGCCGGAUCUGUGGUAUCUAGGUGGCUGGACGCUCUUCUUGCUGGGAGAGAGGGAGAGGCCCAGGAGGGAGGGAUGGGCGGAGCUGUGGGAGGCCGCCAGGGAGUGGUUGAAGACUUGUCAACAGCUUUAUAACGCCCUUGAGUGGGAAGACGAGGGGAUCCGGGAACAUGCUGAGGAAUUGCUGGGUAAGAUCCUGGAAGUUAUACCCGAGAAGGAAGGCGAGGAUGAGGAAGAGGCGGACGGAGAUGAGGAGGAGGAGGAGUGGGAGAGCGAUAGUGCAGAUGAGGAGAUGUCGUGACGUGACGAGACGUGACGUGGGUACUUAUUUCCUGGUGUCUGGGUUUUGCUUUGCUUUUCAUCUCUGGGUUUGGUUGCUUGCUUGCGGGGGUUCAGCUUCACUUUACAUAUCUAUUUGUAUAGAGAAAAAGUUGUCACAAAUAAUCAUGGAUGGAUCAUGGGAUCGC
Molecule: messenger RNA, 1395 nt
Organism: Tricharina praecox
Lineage: Eukaryota; Fungi; Ascomycota; Pezizomycetes; Pezizales; Pyronemataceae
Exons: 2
Coding region: 33-1229 (398 amino acids)
Biological process (GO): transcription by RNA polymerase III
Cellular component (GO): transcription factor TFIIIC complex
Molecular function (GO): protein binding
Source: RefSeq, a predicted model, not a curated record